AGACAAUGCCCAUUCCUCCAAUAUAUUCCGUCCCCUCCGUCCAUGAAGUGAGCCUUUAUUAGUGAGGAUCGUUUGGAUCUUAUCUUCCACAUGACACGCGGCGGAUGAGGAGGAAUCAGAGCGACGAGGCGGGGGGGAUUUAUCUGCGAUCUGCCCGACUCCCGACCUGGAAGAGUGUCGCUUAUCUCCAGCCUCUUCAUCCCCAUCUUCCACAGGCGGACGGACCAGUAGCCUCUCUAUCAGCCCAGCUCAUCCAUUGUCUGAAAUCCAACCGAGGACCGGCUGAUCCCCUCUUAUCGUCACCCUGAUCGGGUUUUUUUGGUUUGUUUUUAAUCUUCACAUUUUUCUGCACAUUUCCUGAACUGAUCCCAGGAAGACUUCCGGUCCGUUUUCAAAGCGUUCUGUGAUGCAAGUUUCCAUCAGGAAAAAGUGAAAAAGUACUUUCUCUCUGCGUUUUUUUCUCCACCUCCUUCAGCCUGAAUGUUCGUCUCUUUGACAUCUGAUGCUCGUUCGGCUCGUGGAAUAUGAGUUAAUUGGGAGUUGGGUUAAUUAAACAAAGAACCAAAUUUCCUCCCAACUCUCUUUCAAGGUUUCCGAGGAGGAUCGCCCGCCAACACUCGGAGAGUAAAAAUGAUGCUGAGUCCGGAUCAAGCCGAGGCGGACCUGUCGUGGACCCAGUCCGACCCGGAGUCGAUGCUCAACGGCCUCAAGUCGGCCGGCUGCACCUCGGACGAGCCGACCGAGGGCGAGGAGCAGCGGGCCAAAUGCAAAGCCGAGCAGCCGCUGAGCAGGGAGGAGAAGAGGAGGCGGCGGCGGGCCACGGCCAAGUACCGCUCCGCGCACGCAACCCGGGAGCGGAUCCGGGUGGAGGCGUUCAACGUGGCCUUCGCGGAGCUGCGCAAGCUGCUGCCCACGUUGCCCCCGGACAAGAAACUCUCCAAGAUCGAGAUCCUCAGACUGGCUAUUUGUUACAUCUCCUACCUGAACCACGUGUUGGAUGUUUGAGUGGGAGCGGACGGACGGGCGGACUGAUGCGGGAGAUUUCUACAGAACGCGCAGUAUUUUCUAAGCCUUUCACAGAUGAUACUUUGGGCAGACAUGCUACACUGAAAAAACCCAACUUAGAAUUCAACCAAUAAAAUUGGAGAGACUAUUUAGUUGGGUAGAGUUAUUAUCACUUCUGAGUCCAAAUUUUUCUAACAGCUGAACAAUGAUUAGUCACUUUGCAAACCAGAAAAUACUGAAAUUCUAACUAACUCCUAUGAGAGUUUAAUUCAACCCAUGAUAGCCUUACUGGUCUCUGCGCAGAAUGCAGAACGAAUAAAAAGAAGAAAAUGUAUCUUUGAAUUCAACAGGUAUUAAACAUUACAUUUGAAACCACAUACGUUGAAUAAAUUUAAUUAAUAUCCCCUAAAAUUAAUUUUUGCAGUGGUACAACAUUUACAGUCUUAAAGAACUUUUGACCUUUUAUGUUUUUGACAGUUUUCCACUGAAACAUGUGAAAGUCAUCUUAAUUACGUAACCAUCCAUUUUCUUCACUAUUUUUCUUCAAAUAGUGAAAAAUCAGUUAAAUAAUAAAUAUUUCCUCUCAUCCUGUUUGAUGAGUUAGGGAGAGACCAGAGCUGAUUAUCGAGGCCUUUUCAGCUCUGGAAUCAAUAAAAAUAUCAUGCAUAAUUCUGACAAAACAAAACUGCACAAGUUAAAUAAAAUUGGUGCAAUUGUUUGGAUUUAUAUAGUAGAUCAAUUUUAAACAGUAUUUCUGUUGGGAAAUAUAAGUUAGACUCUAAUUUAGCUUUUAAGAUCAUUUUGGUGAUCUGAUUAAAAGUUGCCCUGAAAACUACAACUGCCUCAGGUUUGCAAAACUCCACUUGCUAGCAACUUUGACUUUAGCAUUAGCGCUGCUGCUAAACUACUUUGAUCUGGACACAAUUUUAAAUUUUAAAUUCCUGCUCGAAAUAGAACGUAAGCAAUAAAACUCCUUAAUUAAACUUUAGAGAAUUAUUUUGAAGCAAAUUUCACUUUUUACAGUACGCGUUUCUCCUGUUUUCACUGUGUCAGGCUGUGGGGGGGCAUUUUUCACAUCAAAAUGAAGGGAUGUAAACAAGAUAGCUGCUUUAGAUCUUAUAGUUUAGAAGAUGUUUUCCUAAAAAGGAAAAAAAAAAUAAUUCAAUGCGUCAAGUGCUACUUAUGACAUGAGAAAUUGUGACCUUAAUCAUUUUAAAGUGUAUUUAUUUAUUUAUUUAUUUAUUUAUUUAUUUAUUUAUUUAUUUAUUUAUUUAAUUGAGUUAAUAUUAUUGCUAAUUUAUUAUGCGGAUUACAGGUCUUUCUUUCUGUAUAAAUGUAUAUUGUUUGUUGAUUCAAUAUAUUUUUAGGCUGUGAAAUUGAACGUGGUAAGUAAUGAUGUUUUCCUGUUUAAAAAAGAAAAAGAAAAAUGGCACUUUCUGUUAAUCCACUGCAUCUCCUGUUUGCUUUUAAUGUAUGUUCGAUGUCUCCUUGUUUUGCUUUGAUAAUGUCUGUUAUCGAUCGAUGGCAACGAUGAGCACUUGAACCGUGGGGCCCCACGGCCCCGUAGAUGUUUGCUUCCCUAAAAUGUUGUGUUGGGACGUCAUUCAGUUUUCAGAUUAGCCUGGUUUUUCUGUCAGUUCAUGACAAUAAGAGGUUCUGUUGUGAUUUCCAGAAUGAAACCUCUUCUUUUGCUGUGACCAAAAACAAAGUCUGAAUUUACUCUCUUCGGUGUGCUGAUGUUAGGCUCUUAUUUUAGAAAACAUUUAUUUAUUUGUCUCUUCUUUGUAUCCUGAAAAUUCCAAUAAGUAAUUUUAUAGCAGAAGGAGAAAAAAAACAUAUCCUCUAUCCAAAGAUUUUUUUGUCUCUUCAGGGUUGUGUAGAUUUGUUGCUUUAUGCAGAUUUUUUAGUAGAGUUAUCGUGUGACAGCUGGUUUCUAAUGGACAGACUUUUUUCAUAUUUUCCGGUGUUAUUUUUAAUUAAAAACAAAUGCUAAAGAAAGACUCCCUUUCCUAUGUUGGAAUACAUUUAAAACAUUUCAGUUCAUUAAAUAUAUAAGCUAACAACAUGCUAGCUGAGACAACAAUGCUGUAUGGCAAGCCAUUAGUGACAAAUAUUGGGACUCCCAAACUAUCUGUCGUAAAAAAACUAAUUUAGUAAGUCAGGACAUCGUAAAAACCUCAUUUGUAACUGUUUUAUGUCUCUAAGUGGUGCUAUGAAUGCCCUCUUUUGAAAUUUGCAAUAUUUUGUUGCAUAAAGGCCUUUUUAUGAGUGGCAAAAUAAGUGGCAGCCAAUCCAAACCCACUCCUGC
Molecule: messenger RNA, 3313 nt
Organism: Gambusia affinis (western mosquitofish)
Lineage: Eukaryota; Metazoa; Chordata; Actinopteri; Cyprinodontiformes; Poeciliidae
Gene: nhlh2
Product: nescient helix loop helix 2
Exons: 2
Coding region: 631-1005 (124 amino acids)
Biological process (GO): regulation of transcription by RNA polymerase II
Molecular function (GO): RNA polymerase II cis-regulatory region sequence-specific DNA binding; protein dimerization activity; DNA-binding transcription factor activity, RNA polymerase II-specific
Source: RefSeq, a predicted model, not a curated record